Molecule: messenger RNA, 1496 nt
Organism: Daphnia pulex (common water flea)
Lineage: Eukaryota; Metazoa; Arthropoda; Branchiopoda; Diplostraca; Daphniidae
Product: alpha-(1,3)-fucosyltransferase C-like
Exons: 3
Coding region: 101-1315 (404 amino acids)
Cellular component (GO): membrane
Molecular function (GO): alpha-(1->3)-fucosyltransferase activity
Source: RefSeq, a predicted model, not a curated record
ACACAUUCGAGUUGAAAUCCAGUGUCCAUUCAACUUCUCUUGCAGCUGGAAGAAAGAAAAGAAAAAAAAAACAUCCUAUUCUCUAGCAUUUUCCACUAAAAUGAAGUGGUCAGAGUCGUCAUUUCAUUUAGUGGCGGGCCUAUGGCGCAGAAAACACAAAUUAUUGAUCCUCUUGUUCUGUUUUGUUUUCGUCAUCGGCGUUCGCCAACUGGAUUUCAACCAGGAUAAAGUGAUUGAAACGGAGGAGAAAUUGAUGCCAUUCAACGACAUUGAGGAGGAAGAAGCUGGGCCGCCGGCCCUCAAAACGAUUUUGUACUGGAACAGUUUCUUUGGUAUCAAAGAUUUCCUGUUCGGAUUUGGACAGCAACCGUUUCUCGACGCCAAAUGCCCGACAGCGACGUGUUACCUCACCAACGACCGGACGUUGUUCAAUCAAAGUGACGUCGUCAUCUUCUCCGUCCAGCAAAUGAACCUCACCGAUUUGCCGCCAUAUCGUUUCGCCCACCAGCGAUUCGUCUUUUACGAAAUGGAAUCGCCGGCCACCACGGACCCGCUUCCGCUUUUAUACAACCGCACCCGCUACGGAUUCUUCAACUGGACCAUGACGUACCGCCUGGAUUCGGACAUUGUCAAUCGAGACGCUUACGGAAUAGUUGUGCCCAUCCCAAACAGCACGGCCUCUUCCGUCUAUCCCAAAUCUCGCCCAGCUGGAUCGGCUCCGACGCCCCAUCGCCGGAAUUAUCCGCCCGUCAAUAUUUCCAGCAAGAAGAAAUUAGCCGCCUGGUUCGUGUCGAAUUGCGUGACGUCCGGCCGACGAGAGGAUUACGUCAAGGAGCUCAUCCGAUACAUUCCGGUCGACAUUUACGGCAAGUGCGGCAAUUUGAGCUGCGCCGAUCAGACCCGCGGCCGGGAAAUGGUCCGCGACCAUUACAAGUUUUACAUCGGAUUCGAGAAUUCCCUGUGCACCGAUUACGUAACAGAAAAGCUAAUGGUCGGCUUAUUGUACGAUGCAGUACCUAUUGUCAAGGGCGGAGUGGACUACACGGAAUUCGCCCCGCCCCAUUCGUUUAUCGACGUCAACGAUUUCGCAUCGCCCAAACAACUCGCCGAUUAUCUUUUGCUGCUGGACAAGGCCGACUCGCUGUACGCCCGCUACUUUGACUGGCGACGGGAUUUUACCGUCGAAUUGUAUCAGAAACGCGGCUGGUGUCGCCUCUGCCAAUUGGCCAAUGACGACCAACUCCCGCCGCGCGUCUACGACGACAUUCUCAAGUGGUGGGUCGACGAUCCAGUCAACUGCAACUUACCCAGCUGAUUAAACGGCCCUUAUUAAUCAAUUUUGUAUACGAAAUCAAAUUUUUAUUGUAAAUGAGAAUUCAGUGCGGCAGAGAAACAAAAAUACAUUUCACCGGAAUUGCGCAACUACGGAACGACUUAUCCCCGGUGCAUUUUGAGGGCGUUAUACGCGGCUAACGCAUAAAUACACAUUCGUUCAU